AUGUGUGGAUCCAAGAAGCGGUUGGGAGCGUCCUCUGAACAAGAAGAAGUUGGUGAGAGGAUGUCGAAUAAAAGGGAGAACAUUAAUGUAUUGGACAUACUGCUCAAUACCGAGAAGAAGUCACAGAAAUUGAUAGAAGAAGCUAGACAACGGAAGAGGGAGAAGGCCACACUUGCAAGACAUCAAGCGAUGGAAGAGAUCCGUGUUUUCAAAGAGGUAAGAUGAAAAAGGUACAAAUCGUUGACCAAUUUUAGUUAUGCCAAGGAAAAUUUGAAGAAAAAACAGAACUGAAAAUGCGUGAAAUGGAGGAAUUCAAGUCCAUCAUCGAACAGCAGACCAAGGACAAGUUGUAUUUCAUAUUGUGUACGGUAAACCGAAACAAACAGAAAGUGGUCGACAUGCUGUUGGAUGCAUUGACCAAUGUCAUUCCGGAAGUGCAUCGUAAUUUGGCGGCUCAAAUUGAUAUUGGACGAGGUCGAUUUGAACCAAGAAGGCCUCAGAAACCUCUUACUCUGUUCAUCUAA
This is a messenger RNA of Bursaphelenchus xylophilus (pine wood nematode), 524 nucleotides long. The record is from the annotation of a GenBank genome assembly. NCBI's taxonomy places the organism in Eukaryota, Metazoa, Nematoda, Chromadorea, Rhabditida, Aphelenchoididae.